GUUGCAGGUGUCUGUCUGCUCCCAGCACUGUGGCAAGGUAGGGGCUCCGGAGGAAGUCCUGGAGCAGUGCGGGCGUGGCCGCGGGCUUUGCCCGGAUCCCUCGCACUGCUUUUCCAAGGGUUCCGAGCGCGGACUAGAAGGCAUCUGCGGUCUCGUGCAGCUCCAAGCCAUCCCUCCCGUGGGAAUGGAUGCAACUUCGGGCGCAGGCGACUGGUGGGAAGUUGGAAUCGUGGAUUCGCUAGCACGCACUACAGGCUAGGGCAAACGCAGGUUCGGCCAUUUCCGUUCCUGGUCUUCGGCAAGUUCCGCCCUUGCCGGUCGGAAAUGGCCGCCGGCCGGCAGGGGGAGCGGAGGAUUCGGCGCGGCCUGGGAGGCGCGCAGCCGGCAGCCAGAGCGGCUUGUGGGAAGCGGAGUUUUGGGCAGGAGACGGCGAUGGCUCGUCUCUGACUGGAAGCUGCCAGGAGAGCAAGCUCUGGUGUCAACUACAAGAACUCGUAUGUUGAAGCAUAAUGCUACUACAUAAGGCAGAGAGAGGAAGAACGCUGUCUGGUAAGGCCUGACUGUCGGUAGUGAUAUGGAGGACGGGGCUGGCAUCUCAAGCUGCCAGCUGUUUUCACCAGCCACUGUUUAACUUGAACAGAAGCGAUGCAUACUGGCUGGUCAACACGGCCAAGGAACAAAAGCUAUGGCAGUUAAAACGGUCCCUCCGAGCCCAGGGCCCUGUCCCUGGAUUUUAACACCAUGGAUCUCUUCCCUGUCGUCCCAUCAGCAAUGUGGUACCUUCUUCUAUUUGAGGACAACAGCCAAUACUUAGGAGCUGCCUGACUAGGGUUAGAGACCUUCCGAGUCACGGCUGAGGAAAAUGAAAUUUCCAUUUUAUUUGGUGCCUUGCGCGGGGCGCACAUGGACUCUUCCAGAAACUUGUGUGUGAAGAAGAGGUUGAGUUUCGUCACACACACUUAUGGUUAUGGCGAGUGAUCCGACGUGAUCAGAGUGGGCCAGAGCCACAGAGAACUCAUGACAGGCUAUACCAUGUUGCGGAAUGGGGGAGUGGGGAACGGCGGUCAGACCUGUAUGCUGCGCUGGUCCAACCGCAUCCGGCUGACGUGGCUGAGUUUCACACUCUUCAUCAUCCUGGUCUUCUUCCCCCUCAUCGCUCACUAUUACCUCACCACUCUGGAUGAGGCAGAUGAAGCCGGCAAACGCAUCUUCGGCCCUCGGGCUGGCAACGAGCUCUGUGAGGUAAAGCAUGUUCUAGAUCUCUGUCGGAUUCGUGAGUCCGUGAGUGAAGAGCUUCUGCAGCUCGAAGCCAAGCGGCAGGAGCUCAACAGUGAAAUCGCCAAGCUCAACCUCAAGAUUGAAGCCUGUAAGAAGAGCAUAGAGAACGCCAAGCAGGACCUGCUGCAGCUCAAGAACGUCAUUAGCCAGACUGAGCACUCCUACAAGGAGCUGAUGGCCCAGAACCAGCCCAAACUGUCCCUGCCCAUCCGACUGCUCCCCGAGAAGGAUGAUGCUGGCCUGCCGCCCCCCAAGGUCACUCGGGGUUGCCGGCUGCACAACUGCUUUGAUUACUCUCGCUGCCCUCUGACCUCUGGCUUUCCCGUCUAUGUCUACGACAGUGACCAGUUUGCCUUUGGGAGCUACCUGGACCCUUUGGUCAAGCAGGCUUUUCAGGCUACAGUGAGAGCUAAUGUUUAUGUUACAGAAAAUGCAGCGAUUGCCUGCCUGUAUGUGGUGUUAGUGGGAGAAAUGCAGGAGCCGGCUGUGCUGCGGCCCGCUGACCUUGAGAAGCAGUUGUAUUCUCUGCCACACUGGAGGACAGAUGGGCACAACCAUGUCAUCAUCAACCUGUCCCGGAAGUCGGACACACAGAAUUUACUGUACAACAUCAGUACAGGCCGGGCCAUGGUGGCCCAGUCCACAUUCUAUGCCACCCAGUACAGGCCUGGCUUCGAUUUGGUAGUGUCACCACUUGUCCAUGCCAUGUCUGAACCCAACUUCAUGGAGAUCCCACCGCAGGUGCCAGUUAAGCGGAAAUAUCUCUUUACUUUCCAGGGUGAGAAGAUUGAGUCCCUGAGAUCUAGCCUUCAGGAGGCCCGUUCCUUUGAGGAGGAAAUGGAAGGUGACCCUCCAGCCGACUAUGAUGACCGGAUCAUUGCCACCCUGAAGGCCGUACAGGACAGCAAGUUAGAUCAGGUGCUGGUAGAAUUUACCUGCAAAAACCAGCCGAGGCCCAGUCUGCCUACUGAGUGGGCACUCUGUGGGGAGCGGGAAGACCGCCUUGAGUUGCUGAAGCUCUCCACCUUUGCCCUCAUCAUCACCCCUGGGGACCCACACUUGGUUAUUUCAUCAGGGUGUGCCACACGGCUCUUUGAAGCCCUGGAAGCAGGAGCCGUGCCUGUUGUACUAGGGGAGCAGGUACAGCUCCCAUACCAUGACAUGCUGGAGUGGAACGAGGCCGCCCUGGUGGUGCCCAAGCCACGUGUUACGGAGGUUCACUUCCUGUUACGGAGUCUUUCAGACAGUGAUCUGUUGGCUAUGAGGCGGCAAGGCCGCUUUCUCUGGGAGACCUACUUCUCCACUGCUGACAGUAUUUUUAAUACCGUGCUGGCCAUGAUUAGGACUCGCAUCCAGAUCCCAGCUGCUCCCAUCCGGGAAGAGGUAGCAGCUGAGAUCCCCCAUCGUUCAGGAAAAGCGGCAGGAACUGACCCCAACAUGGCUGACAAUGGGGACCUGGACCUGGGGCCGGUAGAGACAGAACCGCCCUAUGCCUCACCUAAAUACCUCCGCAACUUUACUCUGACCGUCACAGACUGUUACCGUAGCUGGAACUCUGCUCCCGGGCCUUUCCACCUUUUCCCACACACACCCUUUGACCCUGUGCUGCCCUCUGAGGCCAAAUUCCUGGGCUCAGGGACUGGAUUUCGGCCCAUUGGUGGUGGGGCUGGGGGCUCUGGCAAGGAGUUCCAGGCAGCACUUGGAGGCAAUGUCCAGCGGGAGCAGUUCACGGUUGUGAUGCUGACCUACGAGCGGGAGGAAGUGCUCAUGAACUCGCUGGAGAGACUCAACGGCCUCCCCUACCUGAACAAGGUAGUGGUGGUGUGGAACUCUCCCAAGCUGCCCUCGGAGGACCUUUUGUGGCCAGACAUUGGUGUCCCCAUCAUGGUAAUAGAAAUGGGCAGUACGUUUACUGCGCGGAAUUGUACUGCACUCUUAAUGCCUCUUCUAGCUUCUAUCACUUUUGCUCCCUCACUGGUAGCAGAGGUCGUCCGUACUGAGAAGAACAGUUUGAACAAUCGAUUCUUGCCCUGGAAUGAGAUUGAGACAGAGGCCAUACUGUCUAUCGACGAUGAUGCUCACCUCCGCCACGAUGAAAUCAUGUUUGGGUUUCGGGUGUGGAGAGAGGCACGUGAUCGUAUUGUGGGUUUCCCGGGUCGGUACCAUGCGUGGGACAUCCCUCACCAGUCCUGGCUCUACAACUCCAACUACUCCUGUGAGCUGUCCAUGGUGCUGACAGGUGCUGCCUUCUUUCACAAGUAUUAUGCCUACCUGUAUUCUUACGUGAUGCCCCAGGCCAUCCGAGACAUGGUGGACGAGUACAUCAACUGCGAGGAUAUUGCUAUGAACUUUCUUGUCUCCCACAUCACACGGAAGCCACCCAUCAAGGUGACAUCGAGGUGGACUUUCCGAUGCCCGGGGUGCCCUCAGGCCCUGUCCCAUGAUGACUCUCACUUUCACGAGCGGCACAAGUGUAUCAACUUCUUUGUCAAGGUGUACGGCUAUAUGCCCCUCUUAUACACACAGUUCAGGGUGGACUCUGUGCUCUUCAAGACCCGCCUGCCCCACGACAAGACCAAGUGCUUCAAGUUCAUUUAGGGCCUUGCCAGUUCUGAAGAGACCAUGAGUGGAGUGAGGAGAGUCGCUCCACGGUUCCCAGGCAUUGAAGGACCUUGGGGACAUCUGUGGGGCUGGGGAAGGCAGCAGGAAGAGUGGAAGGGAGUAGCUGUCUUUAUCUUGAAGUCAGUCACACUGGGCCCAGCAUCCUGGUCAGCAGACUCGGGGCUUCUGCACGGGGCACUGACUGAUGGUGAACACUGAGGACUGUGGGACUCUGGGGAGUCACUAGUUCAUAAGCCCAGGACGGCUGGUUCGUGGUUUUUAAAUUCAGUGACAACUAUUAUUAUUUAAAGAGAGUUUCACAUCUGCCAUUCGAGGCUUAUUUAUAUGUGUGCAUAUAUGUACACACAUACGUGUAUAUAAAUAUAUAUGCACACACAUAUACAUAUAUAUAUAUAUAUAUUUGGUGGGGUGGGGGUGCACCUGAAAUUUCUGCCAAUCUCUCCAAGGGAGGGACCUACCUGGCUAUGUAUUUAGUGGAGAGGGUCCUGACCCUGUGUUACUUGGACUGUCCCAAUGGCACUGGCUGCAGAAAUAAGCAGGAUGGACUUGGCCUAGGCAAGAUCUCCUAAUCUACCCCAACCCCUUCCUGUAGCCUCAGUGAUGCUAACACAGCUUCCCCUCCUGCUGGGGGCUGCACAGUGGGGCCGGCAUGUUCCCUGGGCUUUGAGGGCUGGUGCCAGGUAGCACUUGUCUUGGGGGUUAUUGCCACUCUUCCAUUCUUUCUUGUGUUUGAGAGAGGAUAAGGAAGCAACCUGUGAGGCGGGGAUGAGGCCUCUGCUGCCCAAUGACCUUUAGCUCACCCUCCUGGUGACGCCGGUGCGGGGCACUGGUGCAGGUCCCUGUACAAUUUAGCAGGUCUCGACUGGGAGCUUGUAUGGUGCAGAACUGGCCUGUGUCCUUUGAGGAUCCUAGAGUCUCACGGCAGCGCCUUGGGAUGGAUACCUAAGUGAGUUCACCUUUCCCCUCACGUCUGAACUCCAUUGUGUACCUGUGGGGUUUAGACCCCGGAUGUUGAGUUGCCUGUUGGAAGCCCCCUCUUUCAAGGUCUGGGACAUGCUAGAAGCUGGAGGCUGGGGUCCGCUAGGAGAGUUCUAGUCCGGCUUUGGAAGCUAACAGGCGCUCACCCCCACAUUACCGCUCUCCACUCCCAGGGCUGCCAGUGAAAUAAACUGAUUUUGGGGGUGGUGGCAGCAGGAAACUGGAAGCGUAGGGUUGUGUCAGGGAUUCCGCCUGUGACUUGUCACUCCGCCCACCUGGCUGAAGUGGAACUGAGCAGCUGCACCAGACAGAGCUCAGGGCUGUCCUGGCCGUGCACCUGCCUUACGCCAGUCCCGUCUUCCUAGGCCCUGACGCGAGUGCUGCUGUCCUGACUUCUCUGUAGAUCCCUUCUGCUGGAGGCUGCUGUGGCCUCCGCCUUCCAGGAGUCCCUGCGGCCAGAGGGCCAGGCUGCUGCAGAGCUUCCAUCGGUGUCUUCUGGGACGUAGUUCUUAGCACCUCAGCAAAGGGGUCCAGACUCCUUCCCCGACUCUCUGUCCUCUUUCUGUUCCUUGUGGCAGUAGCCCUCUUCCCUCAGGGGAGCCAAAGAGUGUGGUGGUUUUUUUGCUAACUAUGUGGCUGCUAUUUUUUACUUCCCAGUAUUGGGGAUGGAACCCGGAGCUGUGGAUGGGCAUCCCGACAAUCGCUCUGCCGUGAGCCCCGGCCCUAUCUGCCUUGUUUCUUUUAAUGUGAGAACUUGUAGAUUGCUGUGGUAUCUGAUGAGGAAGUCCGUCUCUACGGUAGAACCCCUCUGGAGGGCACUGAAAGCUGUUGGUCACUCAUGGAUGUCAUCGAAAUGUGUUUGAGGGAUAGUGAUGUCAGAGCAUCCUAUGGGGUAGCAUUUCUGGGCCCGGUGGGAACGCUAACUGAAGGUCCCCAGCAACAAGUAUGGACAGUGACUGAGGGACUCUCGGAGGCAAGAGGCAGAGACAAGCAAUUGGACACUGCUUGUCAUUUGGGCUGGGGAGCCAGGGAGCAUGCCUGGAAAUGAUUCUUCCUGCUAUAAGCUGCUUUGCCGCAGCUCACCAUGGUCAUCUAGUGCAGAUUCCUAACACAGGUCACACCUGGCUACCCAGUCUCAGCUUCCAGGGCCAGGACAGCCUUGUUUUUCAGUUGCUCUUUAUCUUGAGGGCAAGGGCCACCCACAGAGUGACAGUCUCCCAGGGUGUCUCAGGCCAGUGGACCACCUACAACGCUCUUGUCUGGGGUGGUCUUGUUAGCGCAGGUGAAGCUGGAGGGUGGGGCUGCCUGGGGCUCUGAUAACAUAAUUUGUCCAUCUGUCUGCCCCUUUCAAACCAUGAGCACAAAGGUCUUACGUUGGAUUUUUGUAAAAAAACGAAAUAAAUGGAGACUUUAACUCAA
Messenger RNA from Chionomys nivalis (European snow vole), 6297 nucleotides. RefSeq names its product exostosin like glycosyltransferase 3 (gene Extl3). The transcript has 8 exons. Gene Ontology annotation, molecular function: glycosyltransferase activity. Lineage: Eukaryota; Metazoa; Chordata; Mammalia; Rodentia; Cricetidae. The coding region runs from base 1018 to 3876 and encodes 952 amino acids. The record is from RefSeq and is a predicted model, not a curated record. Gene Ontology annotation, cellular component: membrane.